Messenger RNA from Trypanosoma theileri, 1335 nucleotides. RefSeq names its product WD40 repeat protein, predicted. The record is from RefSeq and is a predicted model, not a curated record. Gene Ontology annotation, cellular component: nucleolus; small-subunit processome. The transcript has a single exon. Gene Ontology annotation, molecular function: protein binding. Lineage: Eukaryota; Euglenozoa; Kinetoplastea; Trypanosomatida; Trypanosomatidae. Gene Ontology annotation, biological process: maturation of SSU-rRNA from tricistronic rRNA transcript (SSU-rRNA, 5.8S rRNA, LSU-rRNA). Bases 1 to 1335 code for a protein of 444 amino acids.
AUGGUAAAGGUAAAUACCAUUAGUAGAUCCGAAUUGGAAUGGACAAAAGACCGAAAUGGAGAAGUUCCUCGGGUAAAUCGAAACUUUGAUACUAAAUAUAAUCCAAUGGCAAAACAAGUGGAAUUUACUCGUGCUAUUCGUGCUGCAAAACUUGAUCGUAUGUUUGCUAAACCAUUUCUUGGAGCUCUUUCAGGACAUCAGGACACUAUUCAAUCAAUAGCUGUAGAUUAUACUAGUUUAUCUACAGUAAUCAGUGGUGCAAUUGACGGAGGAAUGAUAGUUUGGGAUGUUUUUACAAAGCGUCCAAAAAGAAUUAUUGAUGCACAUCGUCAUUCCAUUGAUGGGAUUACUGUAUCACCUGAUGGUGUUGCCUGUUUUAGUGCUUCUCGCGAUAAAGUAAUUAAAAUGUGGGAUUUGGAUUUUUCAUCUGGAGAAAAUAAUAUUGAACCUUUAACUGAAUAUCUUGGUGAAUUUCCUUUUUCUUCAAUUGAUCAUCAUUUUCAAAAACCACUUUUUGUAACAUCUUCUGAUGUUAUUCAUCUUUGGGAUGUUAACAGAACUCAACCUCUUCAACGUUUUUCAUGGGGUGAUGAUACAAUUUCAUGCUGCCGUUUUAAUAAAGUUGAAACUAAUUUGGUCGCAUGUUGUAUGUCAGAUCGUGGUGUAUUUGUAUAUGAUACAAGAAGUCAAGCAGCUCAUUCUAAAGUUAUUUUAGAAAUGUGUUGUACAAGUCUUUCAUGGAAUCCAAUGGACCCUAAUACUUUUGUUACUGGAAGUGAUGAUCGAAACUGCUAUUUAUUUGAUAUGCGUCUUCUAGGAAGACCAAAAAGUGUUUUUCAAGGACAUAUAAAUGGUAUAACUUCUGUUGAUUUUUCUCCUACUGGAAAAAUGUUUGUCGCAGGAUCACUUGAUUCUACUAUUCGAAUGUGGGAUAUUCAUCAAACUACGAAAUCUAAUUCAAUUGAAAUGUAUCACACAAAACGUAUGGCUAAAGUUUUUUCUGUUAAAUGGUCUCCUGAUAAUAAUUAUAUUUAUAGUGGAAGUGAGGAUGCUAUUCUUCGAGUUUGGAAAUCAGAUGCAAGUAAACCCAUUCGUCCUUUACGUGGUCCUGAAAAGAAUAGCUUUAAUUAUAUGCGUUCUUUAAAAGAUAAAUACUCUGGUUUUGUGGAGGUUAAGAGAAUUGUUAACCAACGUAAUACACCUAAAGCAAUCAGUAGAGUUCAACGAAGAAGCAAAAAAGCAGAAAAACGAGAAGUUAUUAAGGAGGCAUCUCGUAGGAAGAGUGACGAUAUUAAACCCCUUGCUAAACGUAAGGUUUACCAAUCUCUUAAGUAA